CGAGAAGUCAAAGAAAAAAUUAGCGAGCAUCAGCAAAUAAAAGGUGAGGGUUCGUUAGAUAAAAAAGAAGCUAAGAAAAUAGUUAAUGAGGCCGGGUUAGAAGGUCGUGCAGUUUGGAAUAAGGAGGAUUUUGAAUUCGAAUUUAACUUUUUUGGUUGGCGAUUUAAACAAGAAAAUUUAGCGAUUGUGCUGGGUUUAUUUGUUAUUUUGAUUAUUAGUGAAGUAAUACUGUUUAAAAAAGCCAGUAAAUUAAAUAUUGCGGCCAAAAAAAGGCAAGAAGAAGACAAUAAAAUUAUUUACGAACGAAUUAAUAACUUAGAAUAUAUUAAGGCAGUUUCGGGUGAAAAAUACGAGGAGGAAAAAAUUAUGAAUAAAAUAGUUGAUGCGUUAUUAACUUUGGACCAACUUUCUAGUUAUCUGACUAUUGUGUGCGAAAGUGUAAAAAGCUUAAGCCCUGGUGAACUGCGUUAUUUGCCAACAAAUCCCACUUUUCCCUUUGAAAAUGGUGAUAUAAUUUUUGAUAAAGUUGUCUUUGCUUAUCCAAAAAGACCACAGCAAGAUAUUUUGCGGAAUUUUUCUUUUCGCUUUCUAAAAGGCAAAAGUUAUGGUAUUGCUGGCAAAAAUGGUAUCGGCAAAAGCACUAUUACCAAAACUACCCUCAAACUCUAUGAGAUAAAAACCGGGCAAAUUUUAAUUGAAGGAGGCACCGACCUUUCCGAAGGACAAAAACAACAAAUUGCCGCUAUGCGAAUAUUCAUUCGUGAUUAUGAUAUUUAUAUCUUAGAUGAAAUAUUAAGCAACGUUCACCCGGAUUUAAAAGAAAUUAUUCUCCAAAACAUAUUUACCAAAAUAAAAAAUAAAACUACCUUACAUCCCGAAUCCGAGUAUCAGGAACUAUAUUUGUUGCGAGGUAAAAGAGGAAAAGACCGCUAUGUUUAUCUGGCACCCGAAAUACGAGUUCGUCAGGAUUUAGAAAUUAAUUCCAACAUUGAACUAGCUCCCCACACUUUACGACGUUGUUUUGCUACUUAUAACCUUUUAGCCGGAAUGCCACUUAAUAUUUUACAAAGAGUAUUGGGUCAUAGUAGGGUCUCUACUACCGCCUUAUAUAUUAAAGAUAGUGAUUUAGCUAACUUACUAAAAUUUAAGCCAAUUUAA
Entrophospora sp. SA101 is the source of this 1158-nucleotide messenger RNA. Lineage: Eukaryota; Fungi; Glomeromycota; Glomeromycetes; Entrophosporales; Entrophosporaceae. The record is from the annotation of a GenBank genome assembly.